GCAAUUCAACUGCUCAACUCGCUUCAGAGUAAUGCCAAUGUACUGGACGCAAUUCGCAAGUCUGGCAAUCUGAUCAACACCCAGUCACUGCCCGAGUUCCGCAACUAUGUGAUGCGUAUAGGAUACACUGCCAAGGAUUUUGAUAAACUGGCCAUCAUCCAUAUUGCUGGCACCAAAGGCAAAGGAUCUACUUCCGCUUUUUGCGAUUCUAUUCUUCGCCAAACUCGAAUUGCUAAUAGCGAUGGAACCAUUCGGCCACUUAAAACUGGCAUGUAUACCUCGCCCCACUUACAGGAAGUUCGCGAGCGUAUCCGCAUUAAUGGUGCACCAGUAACAAAGGAACAGUUUGCCAAACACUUUUUUAGUGUGUGGGAUAAAUUGGAGCAGACAAAGCCAGCAGUUAUUGAUCAGAAACAUUCUGAUAAGCCAUUUUACUUCCGCUACCUCACACUCAUGUCGUUUGAACUAUUUUUAGAAGAAAACGUGGAUGUUGUUAUUCUCGAAGUUGGUGUUGGUGGCGAGUUUGACUCCACCAACGUAAUUGAAAAACCUGUAGUGUGUGGUAUUUCCUCGCUGGGUUAUGAUCAUGUUGCCAUUCUUGGAAAUACAAUUGAAAAAAUCGCUUGGCAUAAAGCUGGUAUAAUCAAGCCGGGAUCUCCUGUUGUUACUUCUCCUCAGUUGCCAGAUGCAAUGACUACUAUCAAGAAGCGCGCCGAGGAACUCAAGGUAAUGUCCAUCAAUGAACUCGAGAACAUCAAACUGGGACUUCAUGGAUCACACCAGCGCACCAAUGGUGCUCUUGCCCGUGAAAUCUGCAAGCAAUGGAUCUCAUCUCGUGAGGCUUCAGGACUUGUUUUCAAAAACGAUCCAGACUAUAUUACACAUGGUCUCGAGUCUGCCUCAUGGCCUGGUCGCUGUCAGCGCAUCCAGUCUGCCGAGUUCAAAGAUAUUGAAUGGUUUGUUGAUGGUGCACACACACCCGAGUCGCUACAGGUGUGCGCUGACUGGUUUAAAACUAUCGUUUUGGAAAGUACCGACGCUCAUCUUCCUACGUACCUUGUAUUUAAUUGUACGCACGGACGUGAUCCUUCUCUCCUUCUUCUUCCUUUAGUCAAGGUAUUUCAAACAUCCAGCACUUUGAAAGGCGUGGUAUUUUGUACCAACGACCCCUUUUCUCCAUCGAGUGUUGCUGCUGGUGCAGGAUCGUCAGAUCUGACCAAUAACAUGGUCCAUGCUGAUCCAGAACACAAAGUACAGCAGGAUUUGGCUAGAGCAUGGGCUGCACUCGCAAAGGAAUCCUCCUUGCCAGAAGUUCCGAUUACUGUCAUGGACUCGGUUGAAUCUGCUGCCAAGUUUAUUUCUACUGAUAGAACUGGCAAAAAGCAGGUGUUGGUUACUGGCAGCUUGCAUCUUGUUGGUAGCGUGAUGACUCUGCUGCAUGCCGAAGUUGUUUAG
This is a messenger RNA of Batrachochytrium dendrobatidis JAM81, 1455 nucleotides long. RefSeq names its product tetrahydrofolate synthase. The transcript has 5 exons. Gene Ontology annotation, biological process: tetrahydrofolylpolyglutamate biosynthetic process. NCBI's taxonomy places the organism in Eukaryota, Fungi, Chytridiomycota, Chytridiomycetes, Rhizophydiales. Gene Ontology annotation, cellular component: mitochondrion; cytosol; cytoplasm. The annotation marks the transcript as partial. Gene Ontology annotation, molecular function: tetrahydrofolylpolyglutamate synthase activity; ATP binding. The record is from RefSeq and is a predicted model, not a curated record.